AGCGCAGCUAGAGUCUAGGUCCCCAUAUAUAGAACCCACCCCAGCGUGCCAGACAUACCGCCCCUCCGCCCCAGCUACACGCUACUGACGGGUCUUCACUCAAACAACAUCGGACAAAACGAAGUUGCCCACGUCAUCAACGUGCCAGGUAUUUUCCGGCAGCCAUGACGUCAGAGACGUGCCCGCACGCGGCGGCCAUCUGUGCGCAUGCGGAGGCCCGGACCUUCACGUCAGCGACGUACAACGACAGCCUGGUGGCCAACCUGAACAGACUCAGGUGUGACGGGACGCUCUGUGACGUCACAUUGGUCGCAGAGAAAAGAAAAUUCCCUGCCCAUCGAGCAGUCCUGGCGUCAUGCAGUGACUACUUCCGGGCCAUGUUUACUUCCGGUAUGAGGGAGACAUGCGCAGAAGAGAUCGAGCUCCACGCGGUUCCCGCCCUGGGCCUGAGCCACGUGCUGGAGUACAUGUACACCGCGUCCAUCACUCUCAGUCCCGACAACAUAGAGCAGGUCCUGGAGGCCGCAUCGCAGCUGCAGGUGUCCGUGAUAGACUAUUGCUGUGAGUACUUCAUAGAGAAGAUAGACAAGAGCAACUGUUUCGAAGUGCUGGAGAUCGCGCAGUUCUACAGCAUGGAGGAAGUUGAGAUGAAGGCGGGAAAGUUUAUUCUUGAAAAGAUGACGUACAGUGAGGAGUUUCCCUUGUUAGCACCGGAGACUUUAGCCAAGGCCGUCACCAAUGACGACUUAGACAUGACAGAAAUGCAGGUUUUUAACAAAGUCAUCCACUGGCUGAACAUGACGCCAAAUGGCACAGAGAAAGUGAAAGACAUUUUACAGCACGUGCGGUUUCCAAUGAUACCAGAGACAGACUUGUUUAAGAGGGUUCUAACGUCUGAAUGUAUGGAGGCUAUCCCGGGUUUAUCUGAUCUGCUACAAGACGCAUUCGCGUACCACUCCAAGCCGAUCCUGCAGCCCAGCAUGCAGACAGAACACACGAGACCCCGGCAAGCAGUGGAGACUGUCAUAGCCCUGGGAGGGCGGGUUAAGGUGGAGGGACCUCUAGAGAGAUGUAAUGACGUUCUCGGGCUGGACCCGUCCACCGGUACCUGGCACACCAUCGCGGACAUGCCCUGGCCGCAGUCCACGCACACGAUCACCUCAGUAGCCGUGAUGGAGAACUUCCUGUACGUGGUGGGAGGGCAGAACCAGUACGGUAGCGUGGGCAGGAGGAGCACCAACGCCGCUUUCCGGUACGACCCGCGCUUCGACGAGUGGCUCCGACUGGCCACCAUGAAGGAAGACCGCGCCUGCUUCUGCCUGCUGGCUCUAGGAGGACUCCUGUACGCCAUAGCAGGACAAAACAAGAACGGGAACCUCCGCACGGUGGAGAGAUACUCGCCUCUAACGGACGAGUGGGACUACGUGGCCCGCAUGCCGUUAGAACGCUCCCAUCACGCCGGUACCGUGAGUAACGGGCGGCUGUACGUCAGCGGCGGCAUGCACGAUAACGACGUACAGGGGACGAUGUACGACUUCGAGCCUAGCGAGAACUUCUGGCAGUUCAAACUGCCGAUGAAGAACGAGCGAUUCGGACACGGCAUGGCGUCGGUUGGCGGGAAGAUCUUCUCGGUGGGCGGCUGUACGUGUAACGACCAGGGGGACAUUAUAGACGUGACCAGCAUGGAGUGUUUCGACCCCGAGACGAACCAGUGGAACACCAUGGCGACCAUGCCACAGGGACAGAGCUAUGCAGCACUUUGUGUACAAGGUGACAGCAUCUACGUGGUUGGCGGCUGCAACAGGAACGAGAAGACGGUGACGUGUCACACCAACAGAUAUGACGUCACGAAGAACAGUUGGCACAAGAUGGCGGACUUCCCCCAUCAUUCCAUGGGGCUGGCGGGGUCGACCUUGACGGUGACGCGUAGAAUGCUAAAUAAACCCACAUACUGAGUAAAGCUUGAAAACAUCAAGAACAACAAAUGUGACACUAACAGUAUACUUAGUAUCUGAUAC
This is a messenger RNA of Branchiostoma floridae (Florida lancelet), 2018 nucleotides long. RefSeq names its product kelch-like protein 9. Lineage: Eukaryota; Metazoa; Chordata; Leptocardii; Amphioxiformes; Branchiostomatidae. The record is from RefSeq and is a predicted model, not a curated record. Bases 165 to 1955 code for a protein of 596 amino acids. The transcript is spliced from 4 exons. Gene Ontology annotation, molecular function: protein binding.